AUGGCAAACGCCGAGCACGAGGUCGGCGCGUAUCCUCACGCACCGGCAGAACCGGAGCGCGAGCAUGAAGCGCCCCGACACCCGCGUACCUCUUCCGCGAGUCUUCCUGCGUCUCGCUGUUCUUCUUCGCCUUCCGGCGCGGCCUGGCCCGCUUGUUCAGCGGCAGCCAUGUCUUCUGAUCCAGCCUCUGGCGGUUACCGCUACGAGAGCGUUCCCUCCGCACAGAGGAAUCGUUACCAUCUUCCUGCCAGUCGUCCCCUCCUCUCCGACUGUGCAGGCGGCGCUUCAGACGCCCAGCUGCAACGCCCGUUCCACAGCUGUUACUUCGACGCCCCUGAGCGCGCGACCGCACCCGAUUCCGUGCCGUGGACUUCCACGAGACGUGUCUGGGCCGCCUUGUGGAAGCAGCUCUUCUGGUGGCUCCUCGCACCGCUGCUCUUUGUGUUUCUGUGGCUGGUUUGGUCUGCGACGACGUCUUUCUACUUCUCCCGGCGAACGCAGCUGGACUAUGGGAUCGUAAUUGACGCAGGAUCCCACGGUUCUCGCCUCACGGUUUUCUCGUGGGAAGUGCGGCGUUUCGAUCCUCGCCAUCCCCUGACCGGCCCCGUCACGAUUCCGCAGCCCGUGUGCGAGGGCGUCCCCGCUCCCGCUCUGAGCAGCUUUGCCGACGACUUCACAGGCGCGCGGCAAGCUUUCAAGGCGAUGCUGGAUGAGAGCCAGGCGUGCCUGGCCCGUCGAGGAGUGUCUGCUUCCGUUUGGGGAGAAAUCCCUCUGUUCGUGAAAGCUACAGGAGGAAUGAGAAAUCUCAGUCAGGGGACACGGGACGCGCUUAUGGCGAAUCUUCGCACUGUCCUGGAAGAUCCCUCGUUGAAUCCUUUCAAAUUCUGUCCUUCUUGGGCUCGAGUCAUCUCUGGCGAAGAAGAAGGUGUCUACGGCUGGCUAUCUGUCAACAGUGUCCGAGGAAGCCUCUCAGACGACCCAGAGAAGACUGUGGGGGCUCUCGAUAUGGGCGGAGCGUCUAUGCAGAUUACGUUCUCUCCUCUUCAUACGUCAGUUCUUGAGGACUUCAUUGGCGUUCAUCUGGGCAACAAAUCCAUUCGCCUCUAUUCACACUCCUUUCUUGGGUAUGGGUGGUCAGAUGCCUUGAACCGUGUCAGCACGAUGUUGGGCGUAGAGGCCUUGAUCGAACGUCUCCAAGAAGACCCAACUUUUAUAGAAAAAGCUUCAAAACGCAGCCUGCUUCCCGACGCAACUUAUCUCGACUCGUCUCUGGGCUCUGCUGCGCAAAGGAGUUCGAGGGGGCGUGCCGAUACGACGAGUGAAGCCAAGCAUCCGCAGGGUCCGGGAGAGAAGAAAGACCAACCGAAACGGCCGGAAGACCACACGGACGAUCAACGAGAAGUUACGCUGGCGUCUGUGCAUCCCUGUUUGCCUCGGGGCAGUGUUCGGGCCUUUCGAAUGCCGUCUUUGGCCUACCCAGAACGUCGUUUUUAUGUCGACAUUGACGUUAACCAAAUCACAGCUUUCAUGAAAGCUGCGUCCUACGCAAAAAAUGACAUUCUAAAAACUGUCAAGUCUAUGGCGCCUUACGGCGUCAAAAUGCGGCAUACCCUCCAGGACAUGCAGCCGCUGUCGAGCAUUCUCUCCAAAGCAGCUCCCCUCGACUUCAAUGCAAGUGCACACGACGCCGUGUCCGAUGGGGCGGCCACGCUCGAAACUCCGGAUCGGGAAGGCGUGGUGGCGUCCGUAGAGGAUGGGGCUCGUGAGGGAGGACGCGGAAAGGGUGAACAUUCAGCCUCGCCUCCUAGAGAAAAGGAGGGGGUUCGCAGAAACAAGCAAAGCGGGCUUAACAGCGAGAGUCAGAAGGACCAACAGAGAGGCGAAAAGGAGAGGAACAAAGAGAAAGGACAGUCAAUGGAAAGCGCCGAAGGAGCAGUCAAUGAAGCCAAACCGACAACGAAGGAGAACGUUGUAGGCACAGGAAAACAAGGCGGCGUCGAAAUCACUUUGGAUGUGAAGCCGAAGGUGACGUUCGUAGUCCGAUUUGUUGGAAGCGGUGACUUCAAAGCUUGCCGAGAAAGAGCAUACAAGCUCUUUCACAACUCCCUCUGCUUCAUCAACAGUUGCUCCUUCAAUGGUGUGUACCAGCCCCGACUGGAAAACAGCAAGUUCAUCGCCUUUGGGCAAUUCAGCAAGGUUCACGCUGCGCUCCGGUUGACCAACCCGACGUCCCUCUCUGAGUUUCUCACAGCCACUACCGCGAUUUGCAGUCUCCGACUAGGACGCCUGAAAAGGCUGAUGAGGCGUGGAGUCUUUCGCGCGUUUGCUGAUCUGUCUCUCCAUAAGUUAUGCUGGAAGGCCAUCUGGAGUUUUGCGGCUCUCCGACAAGGUUUCGGCUUUCCCCUUGAGUCGUCUCAGGUCUCCUUCGCCACACUCAACAAUACGAACAGCGAGAACAGCUAUGUAGCCCCUGGAUGGACACUGGGUUCCAUGAUCAGCGAAGUGAACGUCUUCCCGUGGCAAGCACCCGUGGAGCAGUAUCACGGACUCUUCCAUUUGGCAGCAGCGUUUCUUCUCAUGUGCAUCAUCCUGGCUAUGAUUCUUUAUCACGAGGUGUCAUUUCUUCGCAAGCGUCUUGAAAAAGCUGAGAGGGCGCAACUGCAGGAUUCGAUUUUCGGGACAACAGAACCACCCACACCUGUAGGGUGUCCAUUGCACCCCAUUGGAUCUGCUCCCGCUUGA
Molecule: messenger RNA, 2742 nt
Organism: Neospora caninum
Lineage: Eukaryota; Apicomplexa; Conoidasida; Eucoccidiorida; Sarcocystidae
Product: Ectonucleoside triphosphate diphosphohydrolase 2,related
Exons: 5
Coding region: 1-2742 (913 amino acids)
Biological process (GO): nucleoside diphosphate catabolic process
Cellular component (GO): membrane
Molecular function (GO): nucleoside diphosphate phosphatase activity
Source: RefSeq, a predicted model, not a curated record